GCGCGGUGCUGAACGAGCGCGGGGUCUGCAUUUCAACAGUUCAUGGGCUUGCGAAACUGAGCUUGGCCCGUUGGUAUUCCUGCCUCAAUUUCCAACUAACGUUUUGGGAACAAAGUGGACGGACGCUGGACUAUGCUACUCCACUAUGGAGACGCACUUACAGCCAUGCCCAUCACAGACACACGCCCGUCACACGCGCACACACCAAUCACGCACACACGCAAGCAUCAGACAAACACACAUAAAAAACACACACUUACGCACACACUCACACACACGCGCACACACACACACAGACACAGACAUUAGUAGACUUGCGGCGACUGGACUGAGUACGUGCAACACGAAGAUUGGAGACUCAGGCUAUGGUCUCAUUUCGAGCAGGUGAUGAUGUACUGGCGGCUUUUUUCCCCUCGCAGCAGGCAACUCGCUGCAGGUCAGCUAGUUACGGUAUACUUCCUUCGCUUCUAAGUUCUGAUCACAUUAUGGGAGGUAUAUGGUUAGAUAAGGACUUAAAGGGUUCCUUAUUGAAUUGUAAGUUUGUAACAGCAUAUUGUGGAUCUAUAGUCACGCACACUGGCAUCCCCUACCUCUUGUGGAUCUAGUAUAGACAUGGUUGCUAUGACACUGGCAUAGCCUGCCUCUUGGGGAUCUAUAGUCAUGGUUACUAUGGCACCAUAGCACACUGGCAUCCCCUACCUCUUGUGGAUUUUUAUAGUCCUGGUUAUUAUGGCACCAUAGCAAAUCCCCCACCUCUUGUUGAUCUGUUGUCAUGGUUACCAUGGCACCAUAGCUCACUGGCAUCCCCUACCUCUUGUGGAUCUAUACUAUAGUCAUGGUUACUAUGGCACCAUAGCGCAUCGACAUGCCAUGAUUCUUUUGACCGCUCCCUGGCGGGUGCUCUAUGUGGCAAACAGGCUUGAGCAAUCUGUGCAAGUACUCUCUGUGACAAAGCAGCCUGAAGCAGACUCUGCAACAGGUUUGCGCUCGGGCCUGCGCUGCGGCUUUCUGUUGAUUAGCAUGAGCCUUCCACCUUGUUUGGCAGCAUGACCUUCUGGUUGAACCAUCACGCAAACGGUGGGACAAGAUGUGGUUGAUUCCGGACCACGUGGGUGGUCCCGGUGCUGUGCAUCCUGGCACUGCCAAUACAUUGCAGCUGAAAGCUUCGGGUGGGCAGAUCUCUUUGAUUGUUUUUGCAGUCUGUGCACUUGGUUUUGCUGUCCCGCUCAUUUUCGCUGGAUGGCAUAUAACCGCCGAGACUGCUCCAAAGUACUUCCCAUGGGCUCUAGAGAGCCUGAUCCCCCGUACAGCCUUUGCCCCUGCGAAUGAUUCCAGUGUAGAUGGAAAGGUGUUGCCCGUGGAUGGUCAGCCAGGGACGACUGUUGCUGCGAACGACAUGGGCUCGGAGCUGAAUGCUACCAAUGUCAGCGAACAAAAUGCAUUGUUGCAGAACACAGAUGCAAUUGCGAAUCCUGACGUGCCGCCCGAAGGCAAUUCCAAUCAGCAGCCUCAGGAUAUCCCAAACACGGCUGCGAUUGCAAAUCCUGAGGUGCCGCCUGGAGGCAAUGCCGAUCAGCCGCGUCCGGAACCCAUUCCAUCUUGGACUGAUCUCGGUCUUUCGGAGGCUGACGUCCAACUCCUGACACAAGCUGCAGACGCUCCAGACGAGGAUGACAGAGUGCAUUCUAGCACUUGGGAGAGGCCGAGGAUUGCAUUCAUGUUUCUCACAAGAGGGCCGAUGCCCUUUGCGCCUAUCUGGGAGCGAUUCUUUCGCUAUUACGGGGACUUCUACAACAUCUACGUGCAUGCCGAUCCGGACUUCCAGUACAACUAUGCAGCCGAUGACACGGCUACUCAAAUGUUUGCUGACCACAGGAUACGCAGCGAACCUGUAACGCUUGGGACCAUGUCUAUGAUGAAUGCCGAGAGGCGGUUGAUCGCAACAGCGAUGCUGAAUCCCCUCAAUUAUCGCUUUAUUCUCUUGACAGAGUUCUGCGUUCCUGUCCGGAACUUUCCACAAGUUUGGGCUUACAUGUUCUCGAUGAACGUUAGUUUUGCACGAUACAGAGACAGAGAUCCAACCUGGGACAGUCGCUAUUCGCCAAUCCUGCUGCCACAAGUGACGAGAGAAACGUUCUGCAAGGGGGACCAAUGUAUAACGUUGACGCGUAGGCAUGCGAAAAUGAUUGUCCGGGACAGACUUAUGUACAAAAAAUUUCAAAUGUGGUGUCAGGUGAUUGUGAACCAGAAAGAGAAUUGCUAUGCGGAUGAGCAUUACAUAUCCACUUUCCUAAAUAUUGAAGACCCUGCCAAUUUGGCGCCAUGGGGCCUCACCUAUGUCUCACGUCGGCCCACCGACACGGGAGCCGAUCCGACCCUGUUUUCUGUGUUUGAGGUAAACGGCGAGCUGCUGAACAAGAUACGAGGCGCCAACGAUUGCUCAUUUUAUGGUUUGCAGAGAGAGUGCUUCAUGUUUGCGCGCAAGUUCGACUUCAACACUCUUCCUGUUCUCCUCCAUCUCGACGACAAGUUGAAACUGUGGACCACAGAGGUUGUCUUCAACAGAGACCGCAAUGGGUGAGGGCAUGCUCAGAGUAGCAGGACUUUUGGAAAUGAAUCUGAUACUUCCAG
Messenger RNA from Chara braunii, 2631 nucleotides. The record is from the annotation of a GenBank genome assembly. Lineage: Eukaryota; Viridiplantae; Streptophyta; Charophyceae; Charales; Characeae.